This is a messenger RNA of Empidonax traillii (willow flycatcher), 1460 nucleotides long. Its product is annotated as acrosin-like. Bases 130 to 1287 code for a protein of 385 amino acids. The record is from RefSeq and is a predicted model, not a curated record. The transcript is spliced from 5 exons. Gene Ontology annotation, molecular function: serine-type endopeptidase activity. NCBI's taxonomy places the organism in Eukaryota, Metazoa, Chordata, Aves, Passeriformes, Tyrannidae. Gene Ontology annotation, biological process: acrosome reaction; proteolysis.
CCACCGUGCCCAGCACAGGGAACCGGCCCCUCUGUGACAUCAGCCCUGGGCCAGGGGCACUGUGGGUGCUGUGGGCACAACGCUGGAGGUGACCCCUCGCUCCUGGCACUGCCCCGUGCGCUGCCACCGAUGGCUUGGCUGUGGCUCCUGGUCCUGCUGGCCCUGGCCGGGCCCGUGGGUGGCACCUGGGACACCUGCGGAGGGACCUGCGGGCUCCGGCCCAUGGCUGCCGACCACAACUCCCUGCUGCCCGACUACGGCCCCGCGGCCUUGGCCGACGGCACCUCCCGCGUCACGGGGGGCACCGGGGUCCAGCCGGGGGCCUGGCCCGGCAUUGCCAGCAUCCAGGCCACCUGGAAGAACGGCACGUGGCACAUGUGCUCGGGUGUCCUCCUCAGCUCCAAGUGGGUCCUCACGGUCGCCCACUGCUUUAUCAGGGCCAGCGAUGUCUACCGGUGGGAUGUGGUGAUUGGGGCCACAGAUCUGACUCAGCCGGGCCCCGAGGCCGAGGUGAGGCACAUCCAGAGGCUCCUGCUGCACCAGCACUAUGUGGCUGCCAAGGCAUGGAAUGACAUUGCCCUGCUGGAGCUGGACCAGCCCGUGGAGUGCAGCGACUCCAUCCAGCUGGGCUGUGUGCCCGAUGCCUCACUGAGGGUCUCGGAGCUCAAAUCCUGCUACAUCGCCGGAUGGAGUUUCGGCAAACCUGGAAAUGUGGUGCUGCAGGAGGCCAAGGUCCACCUGAUGGACACAGAGCUCUGUAACAGCAGCCGGUGGUACGCGGGGGCCGUGCACCCCGAAAACCUGUGCGCUGGGUACCCGCGGGGCGGCAUCGACACCUGCCAGGGGGACAGUGGGGGUCCCCUCGUCUGCAAGGACCACAGAGCCGACUACUUCUGGGUCGUGGGGCUGAGCAGCUGGGGAAGAGGCUGUGACAAAGCCAGGCACCCCGGGAUCUACACCUCCACUCAGCCCUUCUACAACUGGAUCCUGCUCCAGACGGGCCUGAGGCCGGCACAAAAAGCCGGUCCAGAACAAGGGCCAGCCGUCAGCUCGACCCCUGAGCAGCAUCUGGGGCCGGUGUCAGAGACACACAUCAGCCUGACCCCUGAGCAGCAGUUGAAGCCAGAGCCAGAGCCGGACAUCAGCUUCAUCCCCAAGCACAGCCAGAGACCGGCACCGACCUCCUCGGCCUUGUCAGUGCCCACAGCAUUCCCACUGCUGCUCCUGGUGCCGUUCCUGAACCUGCUGCAGGAGUUCCUGCACUUCCUGAAAGAUAAAAAGGCUUAAGCAGCAGGAGGAGGGGGAUCCAGGGCUACAGUGGACCAGGGCCAUUUCCUGCUGGGACAAAGGUAGCCUUGGGGGCCAGAGGUUGCUCUGUCCUGCCCACGCUGCUCCGCUGCACCUGCACCGAUGCUGACGUGACCCAGGUGUUGAAAUAAAGUUUCUGUGUUCCUCAUUAA